This is a messenger RNA of Labeo rohita (rohu), 1081 nucleotides long. RefSeq names its product ATPase H+ transporting V1 subunit F (gene atp6v1f). Gene Ontology annotation, cellular component: membrane; proton-transporting V-type ATPase, V1 domain. The record is from RefSeq and is a predicted model, not a curated record. Gene Ontology annotation, molecular function: proton-transporting ATPase activity, rotational mechanism. The transcript has 2 exons. Bases 104 to 463 code for a protein of 119 amino acids. Gene Ontology annotation, biological process: proton transmembrane transport. Lineage: Eukaryota; Metazoa; Chordata; Actinopteri; Cypriniformes; Cyprinidae.
CGGAAGUGCAGUAGUCAGCUGAUUAAAGCAUAUGAUCUUGCUGGACGGAAAAACAUUUAAUCCAUUCUGUCUGGUAUUUGAACGAAUAUAAGAAAAAGACAAAAUGCCUGGACGGGGGAAAUUAAUCGCUGUUAUUGGGGAUGAAGACACAUGUACCGGAUUCCUUCUCGGAGGGAUCGGAGAGUUGAACAAAAACCGAAAACCCAAUUUCUUGGUGGUGGAAAAGGACACUAGCAUCACAGAAAUAGAGGAGACCUUUAAGAGUUUCCUGGCUCGCAGUGACAUUGGCAUCAUCCUCAUCAACCAGUUCAUUGCAGAGAUGAUUCGUCAUGCUAUCGAUGCCCACAUGCAGUCAAUCCCGGCCGUUCUUGAGAUCCCCUCAAAAGAGCAUCCGUAUGACGCCUCCAAAGAUUCCAUCCUGCGACGGGCCAAAGGCAUGUUUUCAGCAGAGGACUUCCGAUAAGCUGAUACCCCUGUGGGGUCACGUUCUGGCCUGGGCGGGUGUGAGAGUAAACAAGUUUUACUUCUUGUUCUCAUUCAUCUUGCUGAAGCUGGAACCCGUAUUAUAAAGAUUAAAUACUGAUGUGUUGUAAAUGUGAUGUUCUUGUGUAUUUUGCCAUUCCAAAGUUUGAAGAUAAGGAAAUUGUUUAUCAGUGCUCCUAAUAAUAAUUAGUAUAAUUAAUUAUAUCAUAUAUAAAAAUUACAAGAAAGAUAUGUGUUAUUUUACCCCUUGUGUAAUAGACAUAUACCGCAAGUGAUUGUUAUUAUAAAUAUUGUCUAUAUGUUUUAUUUUUCAGUUUGUUCAUUUCAAAGCUAAUAAUGUUGGACUGCAAAACCACUGUUCACUUAUUGACCCCGUUUAAAUCAUUCUCAAAUAACUUACAAAUGCUAACUGGACAUCUUUGGAUCUCUCACUUCUGUAACUGUAAUGCGAUGUGCUGUAAAUGCACAUUUUGUCAUUGUAUUGGCUGACACUUUGAGCACUGGAAAGAGCUGUACAUGGUGUGAUGUAAUUAAAAUAUGUUAACUUAUGUCUGCAAAACUGUGACUCGCAGUUUAUUAAAAGUAAUGGAGUCUGACA